CCUAGUUGGAGUAAAGAUUUAUCCCGAUUGGUCAAUCAAACGCUUUCAGAAUUUACAGCGUGAAGAUGAACAUACAACAGUUUUGUUCCGAUAUUCACUGCCAGUAUUAUAAAUCUAUAGUAUACGUGACGUAAACUAUAUCGGAGUGCAGCCACAGUCACAUGUUCAAGUUAUAUAAAGAUACACAGAUUUGAAGGUUAAUUACGAUGAUAUAUUAUACAAACUAUCACGUGGAAAGAUGAAGAAAAGAUUUGAUAAUCUUGCUAGUGAUAAGCAGAAAUGGUACGAAGAAUAUCAGAAGACAGAAAAACCUUGCAAACAUUCCGUAUCGGAAAUCGAUGUAUUACGUUUGAAAGAUGAGGGAAAAAAAUAUUUGGAAGCGGAGACUGCCACUUUUCAAUUAAAACAAUCCAGGUCGCAUGACUCGGAAAUGAAGUGGUUGAGGACGGCGUUGCAGCAAGGUACUACUUCAGAUAAAAUAGCAGCCAGUAUAGUAUUGGUGCAAGAUAAUCCAAAAUAUAAUUUGGGUCGUCUGACAUCUUUGGUGUCCCAAGUGCGAGGAGCCAAACACAAUCAAUGUGGCAUGGUCAUUAUGUCUUUGAAGGAACUUUUUUUGUCUGAUCUGUUACAUCCUAAUUUUAAAUUAUUGAAAUUAGAAGAACAAGAUCUAGAUAAGCUUAAUAUAGGAAAUGAAUCAGACUCCAUUAUCAAGACAAAUGCCUCUAGAAAUAGAUUGUUAGCGCAUUGGUAUUUUGAAGAUCAACUUCGUCAGCAAUAUGAAUGUUUUGUAUUAAAUUUAUCUGUGGUGGCUUCUGAUACAGUAGAUACUAAUCGUGAGAAAGCUAUAUCUGCGAUGACAGAUUUGUUAAUAGGUAAUGCUGAACAGGAACAGAAGCUGUUAGAACUGCUGGUAAAUAAAAUUGGCGAUCCACAAAGCAAAGUUGCAUCUAAAGCUGUAUUUUGCAUCAAUAAGUUAUUGUAUGAACAUCCAAAUAUGAAGUUUGUAAUUCUACGUGAGGUUGAGAAGUUGCUGUUUAGGAAGAAUGUGGCCCAGCGUACUCAAUAUUAUGCUAUAUGUCUAUUGACGCAAUUUGCUUUGGAUAAGAAUGAUGAUGUAAUAGCUGCUACACUGAUAGAAGUAUAUUUUGCAUUUUUCAAAGCAUGUCUGAAAAAAGGAGAACCUGAUAGUAGAAUGAUGGCAGCAAUUUUAAUGGGUGUUAAUAGAGCAUAUCCUUUUGCCAAAGUAGACUCAAAAGUAUUAAAUGAACACAUUGACUCUGUCUAUAAAGUAGUACAUCUUGGAUCAUUUAAUGUUUCUUUAAAUGCGCUUAAUUUGUUGUAUCAAAUUACAGGCAGAGACGAAUCUCAAGCAAACAGAUUUUAUUCAGCUUUUUAUAGAAAGUUAUUUGAUCGACAGAUAGGAAUAGCAAAUAAACGCGCGAUAUUCCUUAACUUAUUGUAUCGAGUUCUUCAGAGAGAUCAAAGCAUAAUACGUUUGUACGCUUUUAUUAAAAGAAUCUUGCAAAUUACAUUCUACUUUUCUGCAAAUAUGGCGUGCGCUAUACUGUAUAUCGUCUCAAAAAUUCUUCAAGGACGCAAAGAUCUAAAACAUAUGUUACUCGAAUCACAAAGAGCUAUUAAAAUUGAAAACGAUGUAUGUGAAAUAAACGACAGCCUAUCAGAUGUAGAAGAGGUUUGUGUAAUAGAUAAAACUAAAAAUGAAGAAAACUCCAUUAUGUUAUCGAAUAUCACAAUUGGUGCAGACAACACAUCGGAAACGAAGCUUGAUAUAAAGGAAGAAACAGAUAUCAAAGUUGACAUGCAAAAUAUAAAAACAUAUGAUCCUUUCUGUCGUAAUCCGCUCUAUGCGGGAGCAAUCAAAGGAUUUAAUACUGAGCUCGAAGCAUUGUCUAGACAUUUUCAUCCUAGUGUCGCUUUAUUUGCAAAUCAGAUUAUUCAAGGAGAAUCGAUUAAGUACACAGGCGAUCCACUAGAGGAUCUGACAUUGAUUCGAUUCUUAGAUCGAUAUGUUUUUAAAAAUCCAAAAAAACUGGAUGACAAAAAAGUGCAGAGAAAGAAUGAUCCCUUGGCACAACGCGCUGGAUACAUACCUAAAGGUAUACGCUCUCUGUCCGUCGAUAGCAUGGCAUAUCUCAAUGAGGCAGAGGAGCGAAUACCAGUGGACGAGUUAUUCCUUUAUCGAUAUCUGAAGAAGAAAAAUGAGAUAAAGCAUGGUAAACAAAAAGACGAGGAUAAUGAAGACGUAGAAAGUGUUAAUAGUGAGGAAUUCAAUGAUAUGCUGGAUCGUAUGGGCAGCGGUCAAGAUUUUGAUGACUUAGACAUUGCGGCAAAUAUCGUAUCAAAGAAGAAGAAAAAAGACAAAAUAGAUGAAGAUUUUGAUGAAAAUGAAGACGAUAAUGAUGAGGACAGUGAUGAUCAAUUUGAAGAUGAUGAUAUUACCGAUAAUGACGAUACAUCGGAAGAUCUUGAUAAAGACAAUAUCGCGGAUGACGAAUUACAAGAUUUAAGUAAUAUUGAUCUAGAGAUAGAUAAUAAUCUUGUAGACAUAGAUGAAGAUUUGAGCGAUAUGGAGUUUAACGAUUCUGAUGAUGGAGAGGUUUUAGAUGAUGAAUUAAUUUCCGAUUUGAAUAAAAAGUUGAAAAAUUCGAAAGGCAAAGGGAAGAAAAAGGGAAGAGGAAUCGACAGCGAUAUAUUCGUGUCGGCAGAGAAAUUUGCUGAGAUGUUGGAAGAACAAAGUAAAACGAGAGGAAAGCACGGCAGUAGUAACACUUUUAAUAGCAGCGAUGGUGCUAGCGUUAAACAAAUAGAUUGGGAAAUGAAACGAGACCAAUGGUUGAAAGGAUCAUUUAGUAAAAACAAGCGAAAAUCUGCCCAAUUUAAUAAUAAACAGGUUAAAAGAUCUAAACGAUAAAUAUAUAAUAAACACAUUUUAUAGAGAUAA
Molecule: messenger RNA, 2962 nt
Organism: Cataglyphis hispanica
Lineage: Eukaryota; Metazoa; Arthropoda; Insecta; Hymenoptera; Formicidae
Gene: Noc1
Product: CCAAT/enhancer-binding protein zeta
Exons: 5
Coding region: 239-2932 (897 amino acids)
Cellular component (GO): nucleus
Source: RefSeq, a predicted model, not a curated record